Messenger RNA from Ctenopharyngodon idella (grass carp), 1293 nucleotides. RefSeq names its product Lipopolysaccharide-induced tumor necrosis factor-alpha factor homolog-like. Lineage: Eukaryota; Metazoa; Chordata; Actinopteri; Cypriniformes; Xenocyprididae. The record is from RefSeq and is a predicted model, not a curated record. The coding region runs from base 114 to 506 and encodes 130 amino acids. Gene Ontology annotation, molecular function: zinc ion binding. The transcript is spliced from 5 exons.
CUCUGUAUCGCUUUGGCAGCCAUAACAGUGAGUACAUUGUUUUCUCUCUUAUAGUCGACCGGUGACUUAUAGGGAAGACUUUUCAGAGAACUCCAGUGACCAGAUCUUUAAAAAUGGAGAAAGGAUCCAAUCUCCCACCAUAUCCUGGUCCUCAGAUGAACCAAACCAACAUGCCUUACCAAGUACAACCUGUUGCAUACCAGCAUCAACCAGGCCCGGUAGCAUUCCAGUCUGCAUCAACACCUGUCACAGUGACGCAGGUGGUGAUGGUGCCACCGAGCUUAUCCGAUGUCCCAGGACGGAUGAAAUGCCCUCACUGCCAGCAGCAGAUUGUCACAGAGACCAGAUACAUCAACGGCCUGCUUACCUGGGCCAUCUGUGGAGGUCUUGGCAUCCUAUUGAUCUGGCCAUGUUGUCUGAUUCCAUUCUGUGUGGAUUCCUGCAAGGAUGUUGAACAUCACUGUCCAAACUGCAAGAGUGUCGUCUAUCUGUACAAACGCAUGUAGCUCGCUUGAUAACUGAGAAAAUCCAGACUUAUCUUUGGAACACAGCAAUAUCCCCAGUGUUAAAUUAACACCUCUCUGUGUUCAUAAUGGAACCACCAGCAGAGUGUUAAAGUAACACUGAAGGAAUGUUAGAGUAAAUUUGAUACUUAAGUGAUUAAUUGAGUGAUGAUUGUUUGACUAUUGAAGACACCUGAUGAUAACGAGCAGAAUCAUCGAAGGAAAGAGAAAAACAAGAACUACAACUGACUUCAACCCACAGCCUUAAAUGAAAUCAACUGAAAAGACAUUAAAUCUCUCUUAUUACAAACCAGACUGACUUUAUUUCUGUCCUUGGUCUACAGUUCUUUUUGAGAAUUAACAGAGGUUUAGGUGUCAAUGUUUUAUUGAAAAUUUUAUUGAAAGUGUUUGAUUUAAUUUAAUGUUUUAUUGUUGGUGAAAAAUCAAAAUUUAUCAAAAAUAUUGCUUAUAUUGUAUUGUUUAUAAUAACAAACAACCACUUAUGGUCAGUGAUGAGAUUGGUCAAACAUUUUUCUUUAUGAUGAUGAAAGUGUUAUCACCUGACUAUCUUUGGUUUUGACUGUUACAAAGACCACAAACUGACCUAAAAAGGCAAGAGUCAAACUGCCCAACUAAAUGAAACAUUGAUCACAAUAAUGGUGACCAGACAUUAAACAUCAAUAUAAAACCUCUGUUAAUUCUGAAAAAGAACUGUGGCUGAAGUCAGUUGUAGUUCUUGUGUUUCUCUUUUUUUCAGUGAUUCUGCUCGUUAUCAUCAGGUGUCUUCAAU